This is a messenger RNA of Nematocida homosporus, 858 nucleotides long. RefSeq lists its product as uncharacterized. Lineage: Eukaryota; Fungi; Microsporidia. The transcript has a single exon. The record is from RefSeq and is a predicted model, not a curated record. Bases 1 to 858 code for a protein of 285 amino acids.
AUGCAAGCAAGUAAUUUAGAGAUCAAUUCAGUCCAUUGCAAUGUCAGUCCUAUUGAGUGCCUUUCCCAGUGGAUUUGUGGGCUGCUUGUAAAGGUGGGCGACCAGCUAGGAUACCAUGAUUUGGACAAGGACUAUCUUUUUCAAACCACGCAUACGGUUGUUUUUGUUUUGCUUAUCACUACUCUGUAUAUAAUUGUGGCCAAAGCACUUAUAUUCCUUAAGAAGUAUGACCGGCAGUCCAAGCGCAGCAGCGACAAGUCAAAGCAUAAAAAGAAGCAGAACGGACUUGGUAUUGAGCCGCACUACGUUAUUCUGAUUGAUAAGCAAGGAAAGUUCAUUCUCAAAAACAAUGAUACCCAGGCCGAGAUUACCAGUUUCCCAAUGCGCGCCAAAUACACUCUCAAGAAGAAAGGCCAAAACACGCGGUUUUCAAUUGAAUCACCAUUUAACGCCAAUCUUAUUCAUCUUGAGGCCCAAGACCUUCCUUUUAUCACCUACUCGACCGUACGCGCUGCCAUCCAGAACAGAAUCAAAAACUAUAAACAAACAGUAGCCAAUACCCAAACUUAUAUCAAAACCCAACAAGAACAGAUUAAUCUUCUCCAAAGAAAGCAAGAACCGUCCAAUCUUCAAACCAAAAAGACUAAAGCCAAAGCCAAACCCAUCUCUAAAUCCAUCCCAAAACCACCUAUCUCUACUGCUGAUGAGGCUUCAAAGCAAAUCCGAAUCAGACGACUGAUUGACCAAAAACAGCAGUGCAUUGUUGGACUGUCCGAUUCAAUCACAAUCACCCAGGAAAAUAUUCAAAAUCUAUCAGCUAUACAGGCACAUAUCGAUAAAAUAAUAACUACAAAAUAA